This is a messenger RNA of Cataglyphis hispanica, 1167 nucleotides long. Its product is annotated as RWD domain-containing protein 2A. NCBI's taxonomy places the organism in Eukaryota, Metazoa, Arthropoda, Insecta, Hymenoptera, Formicidae. Bases 224 to 1105 code for a protein of 293 amino acids. The transcript has 3 exons. The record is from RefSeq and is a predicted model, not a curated record. Gene Ontology annotation, molecular function: protein binding.
AUUUAAAAGGAAUAUGACAUUUUACUUCAGCCACGAGUAUCAGCUGACGUAUCAGCUGAUCUUUUGAUAACCUCAACGUAAGCACUCUCAAUAUACGUGAACAAAUAGUCCGAACGACAUCAGUAUUUAUUAUCUUAGUUCGACCGAACUGAAUGUCAUCAAAUUAAAAAUCCAGCGAAACGGACGAAUAUAUUAUUCUAUUGUAUGAGUUGGCGUUCAAAACAUGUCCAGUCCAGAGGAGGUGACGGAAAAUCUGACGGCACAGGUGAACGAACUGCAAGCUUUGCAGUCCGUUUACCCGAACGAGCUCGUCGUGGCGGACUAUGGGGUUUUGGCUGAUAUCAACAAAUACAUUGAGCACCCCGAUCGAGAAUUACCCCGAUGGUUGGAAUACGCUAUCGCAAUCCCGUUGAACGGUAAGAAUAUUGAGUUGCUAGUCAAUCUACCAACCAAUUAUCCACAAGAGCAGCCUGAUGUAUACGCAAGAAGCUCUUGCUUGGACAGAACACAACAGUGCCUACUAAACAAGGAGCUGUCUAUUAUCAUGAAAGCCCAGGAAGCAGGAGAGCCUUGCAUUUAUACACUGAUAUCAUGGCUGCAGGAUAAUGCAGAAACUUAUUUUGAGGCUUCAGCAUGUAACCAAGCAAUUAAAUGUGAUGACACAACUAAGAAUGACAUGGAAGAGACACAGACUGUGGUGACUUACUCUAGAUAUUGGAUUUACAGUCAUCAUAUAUAUAGCAAAUUUAAACGACGAGAUGUGGCGAAUUUGGCAAAAGAAAAUUCUAUCACAGGAUUCUGCUUAGCUGGUAAACCAGGAAUCAUUUGCAUGGAAGGAAGUCUGGAAGAUUGCGACUAUUGCUGGCAAAAAAUUAAAACUAUGAAUUGGCACAGGAUAUUAAUAAAAUUAUUGGAAAAAGAGGAAGAUUGCAAUGAUGUAGACAGCAUGCGCAGGUUUACAGAUUUUCAGGAGGUCUCCUUUCCUACCACUGAACGUCACAAUGAUAUGGGUCAACUUCUCAAAUAUUUAUCAGACCACAACUGCCAGCAUGCAUUUAAGGAACUUUUUGGUAUCGAAGGAAAGUUCAGCAAAUUUUCAGAUUGAUAUAAUUAUAUAAAAAUGUAUAUAAGAGUAAUAAAUUUAAUAACACAGGUAUUAAUAUUAAA